UUAAAUGCGUUCUUGUGCGUUAAAAAGUUUCCACCAUUUGACUUGCGAGUUGCGUUUAAGGAGAGAGAUGCGUAGAUCCGCGAGUGGCUCGAGAGUGUCUGAUGAAUUUUCCCAGGCGAAGCUUACAAGGCCGUCACACUCACGGUCUAUGAGUCGAUCUCAGAGUGUUAGACUUGUUGAAGAUGCGGAGCUGCAUUUGCCAAGGUACGACCCGAGUUCUCAAUCGGGUAAGAUAGAGAAGUCGCGAUCGAGAUCUGCUGAAUACAUCGUCCAUUUCAUUCCUCUUGUUCUUGUGCUCUCUGUUAUAAUCCUCUGGCUCUUCUCUCGUUCAGCGGCUGUCUUUUAAGGAGUUGGGUUUGAAGAAACAACUUUUACUGCCAGGACUGGCGCCACACAAAUGUUUUUUUUUCUGGUUUGAAUUUUAUUUUUCAACUUUCUUUUAUAAAGUCCUUGAUUAAAUAGCAUUGUUUUGUUGUUAUAACUUAUAAAUGUGAUUUUUCAAGUAUGUAAUACAAAUACUAUUUAAGUAUCAC
Messenger RNA from Eruca vesicaria subsp. sativa (arugula), 533 nucleotides. The record is from the annotation of a GenBank genome assembly. NCBI's taxonomy places the organism in Eukaryota, Viridiplantae, Streptophyta, Magnoliopsida, Brassicales, Brassicaceae.